Molecule: messenger RNA, 502 nt
Organism: Tricharina praecox
Lineage: Eukaryota; Fungi; Ascomycota; Pezizomycetes; Pezizales; Pyronemataceae
Exons: 5
Coding region: 1-342 (113 amino acids)
Source: RefSeq, a predicted model, not a curated record
AUGGAAUGCCUACGGAACCUUCUGCUGGUGCUGGUGCUGGUGCUGCUAGAACAUUUUUUUGCCUUGACUGUGGUGGCCAGCGGGAAGUCCGUCAACUCGGAUCGGGCAGUAUCAAUGUAUCAUACCGUACGUACCGUAUCAGGCUUCAAGCACGGCCAGAAGAUCCGGUACUUAACCUCCGGCUUCAACCUCCGAGCCUUGACCCCCGACCCCCGAGCCACGACCCCCGAGCACACGAGGAACCGGGGCGAGCGAGAGGCAGAGACACCGGAGCGAGCGGGCGGGCGUGGGGCAGAGACAUUAGCUAGCAUGGACAUUGGAACCCCAGGUUAUGUCCGGUAGAGGUACCUAAAGCAUUUGACAAAGCAACUCCACCAAACCCCCCGCAAAACAGAAAUGACAGUCCAAAUGUACUAGGUACUUAGGUAGGUAGUAUGUAGCCCUCUUCUUCUCCAAAAGGUGUGUACUUACUUACCUCUACUCGGUACGUACUAUGGGGUAG